AUGGAAGUUCUUUUAAGCGAAUUAAACGAAAAGAAAAGAAUGAUGAUAUAUCAGUUAAAUGCACUCGUUCAACAGCAACAAAAUCUUAUAUCAAGUGUUGUACAUUAUGGUAUUUUGGGACCAAAAGAUGGUGAUCAUUUUGAAACAGAAUAUAAUAUUUGCAAUGAACAUUCACUACAGAUCAAGUGUUUGGAAUAUGAUUUAAAACAUCUUGAAGAUGAAAUUAAUAACGUUACAAACGUAAAUGUUGAACAAUAUGGUGUACGCUCAGAAGUUGGUCGACUUGAAAUUGUUUUGAUGCAUCGUCCCGGUUCUGAAUUACGUCGUUUGACAUUAGAAAAUCUUACUACACUUCUAUUUGAUGCACUACCCAAUUUAAAUCAUACAUAUAUCUCUCAUAAUUUAUUUGCUGAUUAUUUGAGACAACAAAGUAUAGAAGUUUUGUAUGUUUCCGAUAUUCUACGAGAAACAUUGAGAAAUAGCAAGCUGGCAAUUCGUGAACUCAUUGAUGGUAUAGUUAAAAAGAGUUUACCACAAGUCAAAGAUCAUCUACAAUUAUGGCUAGAGAAGAGAGACGUUGAACAAUUAGCACGUGAUGUUAUUGAAGGUGUUCAGUGUAACUAUAAUGAAAUUGGUCAGACAGAUAUUGGUCAAAUACUUUUGAAAUUAUGUCCAAUUGGAGAUUAUCUUGUACCUCCGUUGCCAAAUCUAAUGUUCACUAGAGAUUCAUUCUCAAUUAUCGAAGAUAAAGUUGUUAUUCAUAAAAUGGCUUAUGCUGCAAGACAAAAUGAGCCACUAAUAAUGAGUAUUAUUUUUAAAUAUUAUCCAAGAUUUGUAGAACAUUUAGAAGUGAUCGAUUGGCAAAAACAUGUUAAGAAUUCUGAAGCAACGAUCGAAGGAGGUGAUCUGGCUUAUCUCGGUAAUGGUACACUAUUAAUUGGAUGUAGUGAACGUACAAAUGAUGUUGCCAUUGACGCUUUAGCAAAGACAAUGUUUGAUUUAGGCAUAUUAAAACGCGUUAUUGUUGUAGGUAUACCGAAAAGUCGAGAUUAUAUGCAUUUGGAUAUUGUUAUGAGUGCUGUUUCAUCUUGUGCAUUCACCUUACACGGACGUUUGGCUACAAUUAUGGAAAUAUUUGAGGUAACACCUGAUGUUAUCAACAAUAGUUGUCGAUGGACAGCCAAAGGAAAAAAUGUUGGUGAUGUACUUGAAAAUCUACUAGGCAAAUCACUAACUUUUUAUGAUGCUAAAACGGAAAAAGUAUCGAUUAAAGAUCAAACAAAUUGUCGUCAUAAUGUAUUGGCUAUUGAUGAGUAUCAUAUUGCAACAUAUAGCGGAGGAGAUGAUGAAAGUAGCAUCACUUCACAAAUGAUUGGUCAUCCACAAUUUCCUUGCACCGUUUUCAGUGUGCCAACUGCCGGACUUUUAGAAGGUGCUGGUGGUGCUCAUUGUUUAACUAAUGGCAUUCGUAGACGUUCCUGUUAA
Didymodactylos carnosus is the source of this 1485-nucleotide messenger RNA. NCBI's taxonomy places the organism in Eukaryota, Metazoa, Rotifera, Eurotatoria, Philodinida, Philodinidae. The record is from the annotation of a GenBank genome assembly.